CCUUGGGAAGUGGGAAAGUGGGAAGUUACAGUGAAGGCGUUCCACUCCUCUCUUUUCACCGUUCACCGACGUGACGCCAUUGUUCGUCCGGGUUCGAGUAUAGAACAGCAGCGGUACGUGGUGGAUCAAAUCGUCUUUCAUUUGCGAGUGAUGAAUUAUGCUUCGUCCAAGUUCAAGUGUAGAAGUAGAAUAGCAGCGGUAGGUGGUGAAUCAAAUCGUCUUCCAUUUGCGAGUAAUGAAUUGAAAAGCUGAGGAGGCACCUUAGUGGCAAGAAUUGGGUUUGCAAAACAAUGGUAGUUAUAGCGCUGCAGUAUCUAGAAAGUUGCCAUUGGAGAUUGUUCAUGACAAUUCAAAUGGUCAGUCUGAAUUGUUGAGAACUUCAGAGCAGGAAGGGGCAUUGGUAACUUGUAAUCAUGUGGAAGUGUUAUACAAGGAAUUUGGAUCAGAUUGAGUUAGUUUAGAUGUGCACAAGCUUUGAACCCUGAACCAGGAGGGGUUUGGUACUGCAGUCCUCAAGAGUUCCCGCUCCUCCAGUCACCUUAGAACCGUCGAUGACUUCAUAUCAACUUCAACCAUUUGCUCAUGUUUUGAAAGCAAAAUCUUUUCCCUGUAGAGAAAUCUCAGCCACCAGAGCAUUUCCUCUGGAUUAUGGAAGAAAUGCUCAAAGUAUCAUCGCAGACGAGCACCUGAAAUAUGUUUCUUAUGAAAAAGGCAGUAUUGUUGGCUGUGAAAGAACCAUUUCAGAGCCAAGGCCUUCUGAGAAUACAGUCAGGAAUGAAUCCAACCAUGUUGGAGAGAAAGUUCAGCAAGUUCAUGGUGGAUAUGCCUGCAGGCGUUCUCUGAUGGGCACUUCAAACAGUCACAGCAGACAAGGGAAACACCCAAGGGGUAGAACGGAAAUAAAUGUAAAGAAGCGUAAAGCCACGGUGGUGGGAAAGUCUUUAUCUGCUUUGAGCGAAAAGAAACAUAGAAAAGAAAAUUUGGGAGGACCAACUACAAAGAUGAAAGUGCCUCCUAAAGGAAAGGUUGUUUACAUAGAUCCAGAUGAAAUUGCAAAUUUUUCGCGUGACAGAGCCAUUAAAGCUCUCAAUCUGUUUAGGAUUAUUUUAAAGGAAGAGCAAAAAAAGUCGAAGGAGCAAGGAAAUUCAACCAAUCGGAUUGAUAUGGCAGCCUAUAAUCGUCUAAAAAUAACACCUAUGUGGGUUAACUCGGUGGGACCAACCUUGGGUUCUGUCCCAUGGGUUGAAGUUGGUGAUAAAUUUCAGUACCGAGUGGAGCUCUCAAUCAUUGGCCUUCAUCACCCCUUAGAGGCUGGCAUAGAUUACUUGCAGAAAGACGGAAAAUUUAUUGCCACAAGUAUUGUUUUUUCUGGGUGUUACGACAAUGACACAUCUGAUCUUGAUGCCUUGGUUUAUUGUGGUCAAGGAGGCAAGUAUACGAAAGGAGAUAAGCGACCCAAGGAUCAAAAGCUUGAGCUAGGAAACCUUGCACUUAAGAACAGCAUUGAUCAAAAAAAUGUUGUAAGGGUUAUCCUUGGAUCAAAAGAAGUGCAACACUCUGAUUCUAACAAUGCUCGGGGGAAGAUAGCUUCAUAUUUUGUCUACAUUGGGUUUUACGUGGUGGAGAAAUAUUCACAGGAAAUAGGGGAUUCUGGGGCUUCUAUCUUUAAGUUUCACUUGAGAAGAGUUCUAGGUCAGUUGACGCCCAAUUUAAGAAAGAAUCAAAAGAAACAGGAAUGCUGCAACAGUAAGGUUACUCCGUUGCGAUCACUAGGUCUCAGGAUCAAGUCGGGAAACAACCUCUCUACAAAGUGGCGUUAAGGCUGCAUACAUUAUGAGUCUAUGACCCUCCACAGACUCUAUAGUGGCUGGAGCCCUCAUGCCCUGGGUAUCUGCUUUUUUGGUUCUUCCAACCGUACUGGCAAGCUUUAAGUUCUUUAUAAUUAUUGUUGGACAUGCUCUAUGUAGAUAGUUAUGCUAACAACUGAAGUUUGGAUAUCAGGUUGGUGAAUGAACAUUGGUUAUCGUGGAGGAAAAUUACCAAAUUUUGUUA
Molecule: messenger RNA, 2052 nt
Organism: Macadamia integrifolia
Lineage: Eukaryota; Viridiplantae; Streptophyta; Magnoliopsida; Proteales; Proteaceae
Product: histone-lysine N-methyltransferase, H3 lysine-9 specific SUVH6-like
Exons: 3
Coding region: 552-1820 (422 amino acids)
Source: RefSeq, a predicted model, not a curated record